AUGAUACCAAGAUUGGCAGCUAAUGAAAAACAAUAUAUUUCAUCGAUAAUGCAUAUUCGAGAUGUACGCGAUAAACAACAACUUAUUAUUAAAGCAAUUGGUGUCAUUUUGUUUGGACCUCAACAAAAAACUCAUAAUCUAAUGAAAGAUAUUAUUCUUAUAUCGGCAUUAUUUGUUUCUAUUGGUAUAUAUAUUUAUGCAUUUAUUCGUCAACGUGAAACACAAGCAAAUAUAAAUAUAAUGUUAAAAGAACUUGAAAUAUUACAAAAAGUUGAAGGCAAUUUAUUAGCUGUAACUAAAAAGUAA
This is a messenger RNA of Rotaria sp. Silwood2, 306 nucleotides long. The record is from the annotation of a GenBank genome assembly. Lineage: Eukaryota; Metazoa; Rotifera; Eurotatoria; Philodinida; Philodinidae.